Molecule: messenger RNA, 1599 nt
Organism: Leptosia nina
Lineage: Eukaryota; Metazoa; Arthropoda; Insecta; Lepidoptera; Pieridae
Source: the annotation of a GenBank genome assembly
AUGCAGGAACUAGAACCGCUGCUAGCCAGCGACAUCUUCACAGGAGACGUGCUAAGUGCUACCAACCCUUCACUCGCGCUACCGCAAGAGCCGCCUACUAGGCUAAAGAGUGCUUAUCUUCAGUCCGCAGACAUGUUUCCGUACAAACAUUUCACAUACCUCCUUAAUGCGUAAACCAACAGAGCCGAUUUGAUAGAGCAGGAACGCUGGAUCUGUAUACAUUUGGCGUUUAAGGUCGCAAUCAUGAAGAGAAGUAAAAGUGAUAAGAGUAGUAUGUGGGUCAUAUUACUAGCAACUACUUUAGCCGUCCCAGUACUGGGUGAUGCUGGAGUCGGUUUAUUCAACGCAAGAUUAAAACAAAUUGUCACAUCCAGUACACUAAAAUGGGCCACAUUAAAGAAGGAAGUUAUGGACAACUAUGUUAUUGGUGCCCACGACGAGAUAGCUGCGCCUAUAUACCUUUGCCGAACAAGACACGAAGGUGACAUGUUACUUGGACAGCUGAGACCAAAUUAUAACUCAUGCGCAGUUUCUACGACCAAAAGUUAUGAUAUAUUCGAGGUUUUGGAAAACAUUGAAAACGCCUCAUUAAUAAUAUGGAAACCGUGGUACAAGUUUAAUGCGAAACCGAGCGGUGCCGUUGCCGUAGAUUCGUCGCUAGACUCCACCUUCGUAGGCCGGAUUAAAGCUAACGGCGAGGUCACACAUAACAUCGGGAGAAUUAAUUACGAAAGCACUGUCGGAGAACUUAUUUCAUUCGACGACGAGAAUAAUGAAUUAGUAGAAGAUAAUGGUGAAAUAUUAAUAGAAGUGGAACCGGUCAGUUAUAAGUUGGAAAAUGUAGAACUCGAUUUAGUGACGCAACACAUACGACAAACCGAUCCACAAGUAUUCGAAGAGAGGGUUUUAAGAAACGAUGAUGACGUCGCUGCUACAGUUACCACCGAAAUCGAAUAUAAAUUUAAUUACAGUCUCUCUUGGGGUCACGGACACGGCAUUGCCAUCGGUCUCAACACGACCAUAGAAAUGAGCGACGGAACAGAAUUCCCGCAAAUCGAAUGGGCUAAUCCAUAUAAAGACGAGAAGAAGGAGCUAUACAAAAUAGAAAUAUUUUUGGAGCCCGGAACCGCUUGCAACGUUACGUUUAGGGGAAAUAAUACCGUUCGUGAUGUACAAUAUACCGCCAAAUUGACAACAUUUUAUAAAGACAAUGUCGCGCGAUCGAGGCCAAUAAGAGGUGAACGAAUCGAAAAUACAGUUGAAGUUGAGGCUCUUUACGGUGUAGUCUAUUAUACCGUUAAUAAUACCCUGGUUCCAACUACUACAACCACAACUACAACAACGACGACGACGACUACAACGACCACGGUUAUCCCACCCUUACCACCAUCAGUAGAAAAGAAUGAUAUCGGCAUGAUCAUGGACAGUAAUAGUAUAUUAGACGAGAGUAGUGAGGAAAUUGUAAAAGGGUCUCAAGAAAAAGAAGAUAACAUUAACAGAUCGGUUGUGGGAGGUUUGGGAAGUAAUCCCAACAGUGGUAACAAGGUUUUAGUUACAUUGCUUAUGCCUUUCAUUGGAUUGUCACUCACAUUGUUUUAG